Molecule: messenger RNA, 1039 nt
Organism: Seriola dumerili (greater amberjack)
Lineage: Eukaryota; Metazoa; Chordata; Actinopteri; Carangiformes; Carangidae
Product: putative transmembrane protein INAFM2
Exons: 2
Coding region: 130-642 (170 amino acids)
Source: RefSeq, a predicted model, not a curated record
UCUAGCUGUGGAUGACGGAGGGACCGGGCGGCAGCGUGACCUCACACACCGCCUCCUCCUCCUCCUCCUGGACUCCGGGUCUGUCCUCCUGACCCGGAGCACGACCAGAGCAGGAACCACCGGGUGACUAUGCGGGACCCGCGGAACUGGACCCCGGGAUUCGGGCAAGCGGAGCGCGGAAAACCAGCCACCUACACCGGGGAGAAGAAGGCGAAGCUGGUGGCCAAAGCCAACAAGAAGUGGGUGAGGCUGGCCACCGUGGUGGUCUACGUCCUGUCCGUGUCCCUGGCCGCCGUCGUCCUGGCUGUGUACUACAGCCUCAUCUGGAAACCCACACCCGGACCCGGACUGACCCGCACCGGGGACCCGAGAGCCACGACCUCCAGGACCGAGUCCAUGAAUAUACCUGAGGAUGUUCGACGUCACAGACCUGAUCAGACCGGACAGUCAGAGGACCGGGUCUGUGGAGGUCUCUCCUCAGGUUCCACCGGUCCUCUCCACUGGACCGACCGAGCCCCCUCAGGCCGGACCAGGCUUCGCCCACGCGGCUCUGACCACCGCCGAGCCGCCACCUGUCACCGCGGAGGAUCCAUCCAACCUCCCGACACACCGGGCCGCGGCGGGCCGGGAAACGGCAGCUGAUGUCGGGUGGACGGAGGCGGACUCCUCCGGUUCCGGGACGGUGGAGUAAAAGUGAUUGUUUUCAAAAUAAAAUGAUGAUGAUGUUGAUUAUUAUUAUUACUCUGUGACACUUAAAACAGGUUUGACUUUAAUUUACAUGUUCAAUGAAUUUCUUUAUGAUUGAUUUAUGAUUUAUUGAUCUGUUUCUGUUUGAUCAGUUAUUUAUCAUCAGUGAUUAUUUCCUUGUGUAACAGUCUGUUUAGUUCAUCUGCUCACAUAGCUACUUAUAUCCUCUUAUUUCAUUAUUAUUAUUGUUUCCAUAUGAAAAUGUAUUUUGCACAUUUUAUUAACUGUACUCAGCAGAGACUGAAGCUGUGGUGACAUUUACUCUCAGCUCUCUUGGUUUAAACUGUUUAAA